Molecule: messenger RNA, 3731 nt
Organism: Pecten maximus
Lineage: Eukaryota; Metazoa; Mollusca; Bivalvia; Pectinida; Pectinidae
Product: cephalotocin receptor 1-like
Exons: 3
Coding region: 1-1071 (356 amino acids)
Biological process (GO): G protein-coupled receptor signaling pathway
Cellular component (GO): membrane
Molecular function (GO): vasopressin receptor activity; peptide binding
Source: RefSeq, a predicted model, not a curated record
AUGGAAAAUACAUCUCAUUCUGCAUUGCUUGGCAACGAAUCUAAUCAAAUUAAUAACAGGAACGAGGAAUUAGCACGAGCAGAAAUAGGUGUGUCGUCGGCCAUUUUCAUUUUAGCCGUGUUUGGAAACGCUACAGUUUUCGUGGUGUUUCUUCUGCGCGGACGUAGUCUUACACGAAUGCAUUUGCUAAUGUUACAUUUAAGUGCGGCAGACUUAUCUGUCGCUUUCUUCAACGUCUUGCCCCAGCUCAUCUGGGAUGUUACGUACGUGUUUUACGGAAAUGACGUCAUCUGUCGCUUUGUGAAGUACUUCCAGCUCGUGGUCGUGUACGCCUCGGCGUAUGUACUUGUGAUGACCGCCAUUGACCGUUACUUCGCCAUCUGUCGUCCUCUGGUCAGUCACCAGUGGUCAUCUCGGACUGUCCACUACAUGGUAGCAGUAGCCUGGUUAAUUUCGCUCGUUCUUAGUCUUCCACAGAUUUAUAUAUUUUCCUACAUGGAGCGGCAACCGAACGUGUUCGACUGUUGGGCUACAUUUAAUCCUUCUUGGACUUUGGAACUUUACAUUACAUUCAAUUCCGUGACAGUCUACGUCAUCCCGAUAAUCAUUUUGACAUUUUGUUAUGGACGGAUGUGUUAUUCCGUCUGGAAACGAGGCAGGGUUGGUGAACAAGUUGUGUCUUCAACAAAGGUUCAGUGGAAUCAUUCAAAUAUGUCGGGAAAGGAUGCAAACAAUGCCGGAAAUGACCAGAUCGUGAAGGAAGGUAAUUCACAUGGAAAUUCACGUGCCAAAGUGCGCACCGUCCGACUGACACUGACUGUGGUGUUCUGUUUCUUCGUGUGUAGUUCUCCAUUCCACUUCGCUCAACUGUGGGCAGCGUUUGACCCUCACGCACCUUUUACCAGUUCCGCCUAUACCAUUAUCCUAUUGUUGUACAGUCUCAAUAGCUGUACCAAUCCAUGGAUCUACCUCGUGUUCAGUUCCCGGAUGUGGGAAUCAGUAAAGUCGUGUUCACGACUUAGCAUGCGCAGACGUAAGCGGAAAGGCGUUCCAUUAUGGUCAAUGGAUUAGCCGUCACCGCCAGGAACAAUGGAAGCAUCUCGGCCAAUUGUGCCAAGUACGCUACAUUCGAUACAUUUCUCUUCGGUCAGUAAAAUUCCGAGAUGUGCCGAUGAAAACAAUAGCGACAUGUGACGAGAUAUCCCGGAAGUACCCGAAAUGUAUGUUAUAUAGCUUAGUCAACAGCAAGGCGCUUCUUAACCCUGCAUUGUAUACAUCAGAAACACAUGAAUAGUAAAUUGGCUACUUCCGGAGAAGAUGAUGUAGCGAUUCCGAGAUUCGAUGCCAAGUCAUGACAGAAUUGCGGUUGUAGGCGUUUAAGGAGCAGGACAAGUAAACCCUGAAUUAAAUGGCAAAGAGGGGGAGCAAUGACAACAUAUACGUACUCGAGCAAUCAUCAUUUAUUAUAGUCUCUAGAACGACAAACGUUUGAUGUACAGAGAAGAUAAAUAAGAGCUGUGUCUGAAUUUGACAUUUAUUACCUGUUAAUGCUCAGACUUUUGUUUCCAUUCCUCAGUUCGUUUGUCUGACAUACGCCUGCAAUCGUGUCUACUACACACGUACGACAAUGUAGACAGUCUUAGCUCAAUAUCCUUGAUCUUUGGUUCUAUUCGGAUCAAACGGUUUUUUAACAAUUUAAAUCGGCAACAAGCAAUUUAAAAGCAAUUUCAGCUUCUUCUUGAAUUUUCAGAAACUGUGUAGGCAAUCUAAACUCUACAAAGCUUGCAAAGGAGAAGUUUGGGACUUAAUUAAACAGAUGCUGUUGCUUUUACAUUUAGAAGGACAUAUAUAGGAAUUUUCAUAAUUGACAGGGUCUGGGUUAAACACGUAACAAGGGAUACAGGUAACGAGAGAAAAUGCCACGAACAAAGUACACCUGAUACAGAUACCGGCAUCAAACAUUUGUUCUUGCAUUUUUAACUUCGUCACUAAAAGUAAACUAGUUAUGGAAGGUCUGGAUCCCCCACAGAAAUACACUGACAAAGAGAAAAAUGUUCGUAUCGUCUAGACAUCAGAUCCGGACAGCUAUAUAUUUCGGAGCCAUUGGACUAAUGACCCACGUGACCUACCCGGAUGUAAUUGGUCACCGGAACACACGGUCUGCUGACAGAAACAGUAGUAUGGUGAAUGUAAAUCGAUUGAAAGUAGAUAAAAUAACGAAGAAUGUGUAUGGUCCAAAAUAUCAACUUUAUCUUGAUGCCGUUUUUUGUCCUUGUAUAUUCCCUAAAGUCUCUCUAAAAUCGGAUGUUAAAUCUACCAUCGAAUUCAGCGUUGUUUGUUUUUCGUUUGUUUUGUUUUUGUUUUGACGUCUGUCAGAGCUGUUAAGUAGGUAUGAAUACAAAGCCAGACCUGUUGAGAAUUGUCCCUGUGCUGUCGUAGUUCCGUUACACAUGUCUGCCGAUUCAGUUGAGCGAUUUGAGUAUUUGUUGAUGUUUACUUUAUUGAUUAGAUUUUACAGGAUGAAUACAUACCACUGCGUUUGUGUAGUUGUUUGGUUCCAAUGUAACGACGUAGCAGUGUCAUUGGGAGUUAAGAUGUCUGUACGUCGAGGAUAACAACGUCUCGACACCUAACGACUGAGACUUACGUUUCCAGUUUUCUCUGUAAAAAGACAGACAGUCAGUUGACGAUUAAAAAGAUAUUUUUAUCUAGAAUUAUUAGAAUUUAAAUUAAGGGCCAGAGUUAACUAUCCGCCUUGUUCUAACUCCCGUUCGCCGUUAACCCUUCACGUUUCUGUGGUCGAGAUUCAGUCGCAAUUGUUCUUAGCAAAAUGCCGGAAGUGAUAACUCUAUUGGCGAGUCCUGUACUCAUAGAAUUUUGAUGGGACUUAAACAUUUCUAGACAUAGUUUAAUUUAGCAUUUUGGGACUCGUUGGUUUUAGCAAUUCAGGAAAAAUAGGUUGUGAAAAAAAUAUAGAUUGAUCAGUGUGGCGGUAGUUUUAAUCAGUGUGGCGGUAGUUUUAAUCAGUGUGGCGGUAAUUUUAAUCAGUUAAACUCAUUUGAAUAGUGUCACGGUUCAGAAACAAACAUGCUUGGUGCUCUAUUGAACCCGAUAUUUGAAAUUACGACAAUUAUUUAUUUGUUUUGGCUUUUACACGUUCCUUCCGGGUUCUGACAUUUCUUUAGACCAAUUUUGAACAUCCUUCCAAGCCUGCUUUAGAUCAUUAACAAACAACUGUAGGAUAUUAUAUCUAACUCGUAAUGACUAUUGAAAUGUGUGUCUUUGGUAUACUGAUACGUCUUUUGAAAUAUAUCGCCCGAUGAACAGCCAUGGUCAUUUUGAGGCGGGGUUUCAUUGUAGUAGUUGGUGACUACAUCACUGAAGAAUAUACGGCAGGCCCGUCGUAUGACAUCCGCAGCAAUAAGGGUAAAGUUUCUUACUCAAGGCACAAGAACGACAGCACAUACCGGUCAAUUCCUCAGCCUCCCGAGAAACACAAACCAACACGGGUGGGGAUCGUCCGGGAGCACGCUCCUCAUGGGAUCUUGUUAUGGGGUAAUAACCUGAGAUUACGUGACCGGCGUUCUUACCGACUGAGCUAUCACGGCUCCCAUAAUUGGUUCCUGUAUUAUAAACAUUUACCAAAAGAUUAAAAUUAAUACCAGUGUCCUAAUGAUAAUUUAAAGACCUUGAUUUAGAUGUAAAACAUGGAGGCAUAGCACCAUGAGAUU